CCUUACGUAAAGCACGUGCAGAGUUGCACAACUCCGGUGCGUAACAUCUUGGCUGUGUCCCGCACGUUGACAUUGGGACGGUAACCUGACAGAGAAACGCUCCUCUGCUGACUUCUCUAACAGACAGUGCAGGAUGGGAGCCUCCAUGUCAACACCUGCUGCUCCGACAGUCAAGGCAGAGGCUAUGAUGGCUGCCCCCCCUCAAAGCUACCCCAUGCACCAAGAAGCCCAGCCUGUCAAAGUGUCGCCACCCUCAGAGUGUCCCAUGCAUCAAGCUCAGCCUGUCAAAGUGUCUCCGCCUUCUGAGUGUCCUAUGCAUCAAGCUCAGUCUGUCAAAGUGUCUCCUCCGCCAGAGUGUCCCAUGCACAAAGCAGAAGCUGGUCCAGCCCACCAAGACCGGGCCUAUGAGUUUGUGGAGUGUCCAAUGAAAGCUGCAGCAGGCAUGAAGAGUGACAUUGAUCCGGCAAAUAUGAUGCCUCCUCCUAACCAAACCCCAGCUCCAGACCAGCCUUUUGAACUGUCUGUAUCCAGAGAAGAGUCCAAUAUUCCCCGUCACGGCACAGAGAAGAACUGGGUUUACCCAUCUGAACAGAUGUUCUGGAACGCCAUGCUGCGGAAGGGAUGGCGUUGGCGUGAUGAUGACCUUGCUGCUCAAGACAUGACCAACAUCAUUAAAAUCCACAAUAACAACAAUGAGCAGGCCUGGCAGGAAAUCCUGAAAUGGGAAGCCUUACAUGCACAUGAAUGCCCAUGUGGGCCAACCUUGAAGAGGUUUGGUGGAAAGGCCAAAGAGUUCUCGCCCAGGGCCCGCUUCCGCCACUGGAUGGGCUAUGAACUGCCUUUUGACCGUCACGACUGGAUUAUUGAUCGCUGUGGGAAGGAGGUCCGCUACGUCAUCGACUAUUAUGAUGGUGAAAUCAACAAAGAGACCUACCAGUUCUCCAUCCUGGAUGUACGCCCUGCUUUUGACUCUUUAGAUGCUGUGUGGGACCGCAUGAAGGUGGCCUGGUGGCGCUGGACCUCCUAAGUGGCCCUGACACACAAACUGGUCACAAACAUACACGUAGAAAGACUACUACACUGUUCCUCAUUUCAAACAAGACCCACAAAACAAACAAAAAAAUAAACAAAAAUGACUGUUUUAGCAGAAACUCAUACAGUCAGGCUGAAUGGAACAGAUUUCUGAAGAAAAAUGAUUUCAGGCUUUGUAAUUCACAGCUUUCUAAACAGCAUGUGCAUCUUAAACUCAGUGAAAGUGUUUGUUUGACAGGUCACAGGUAACUGCUCAUUGAAAGGAGCGGCCAGAACACAUCUCGGUGUGCUCUUUAAGAACCAACAGUUGUAUUUAUAUCUUCUGUGCCUCUUGAGGAGUUUCAAGUCUGAGAAGUAACUCUGAUGAUAUCAUAGAUAUUAUCAAGGUUAUCAGAGUUGAUCCCUGGAGAAUUCUGAUCUUAUGCACUUCAGUAACAAACAAAUGCUCCAACCUUUUAAUUUUGUCCUCUUAACUUCUUGUCUACAAUGAAAGUGAAUUGUGUUGUACUGGACAGACUGAUAUCUGCUGCCUGUGAUCACAUUGCUGGUCUAACUGGUUGACUGGUGUUAACUGAUCAGGACCAAGGCUUGUGACUAACAGACAGUAGUAGAGACCAGAGGGUAAAGGGCAAAUCAAAAAAAGGGUGAAAAUGAGAAGAGGGAUGGGUACAUUUUGAUUACAAAUUGCAGGUGUAAUUGAGAUGUGGGCAAGUCUUCACACUUGGGUUUAACUCACUGUUUGGACCUCUAUAGUUUUGAUUGUGAACUUUUUAAUUUCAUUCAUGAGGUGGAAUAUUAAAUGAAUUGCACAGUCCAUUUUAAGUUGAAAGAGAUUGCUUGGAAGUAUUCUCAAAUCAAAACAAACUGUUGCUUCUGUCCAGCUUUGUUGAUCUUCUGGCGACCUUUACAACAAGACAGAAGUCCAGAAAAGUGCAAUGGCUACACAUUUUAAGAGCUUUGAUAACAUCAAGGUUUGAUCAUAUGACUGAUUAAAGCAACUACAUAGAUUAAAAUGGUUAUUAUAGUUCAUCUGGGAUGAAUCUACCUCAGAAACUCUGUUUUUCGUGGUUGUUUAAUUUUUUUUUUUUUUUAACUUUAGAAGCCACAGAUAUUUUUUUCUUUCAACUAAUCCCUUAAAUGUGGCUUACGUUUGUAUAAAUGGGUCACACAUUUAUGUUAUUGGUCCACGUAUGCUCCUAAUCACUAAAAUAGAAGGUUCUGGGUCUUUUAAGCAGUACCUCCAGUGGCACUUUGAGUUGAGUACAUAAAGUUUGCUUGUCCUCAUCACUACCCAGUGACCUGUCCUGCAGGCUAACUUACUUUCAGUGAAUGUGCUAUGGUAUAUCCACCCUGUCAUCUGUUGAUGAGUUGCAUCUUGGGGAAUGGGUCUGAUUACUUCCUCUGAGAACUGUGUGGUGGGUUAUGGGUGUAUUCUGUAGACAAACAGUAUAUUGUUAGAAUUUUCUAAUGGUCCAGCUUGUAUAUUAGCCUUGCUGCACCUUGCUAACCCUGACUUUGUCACUUGUACAUCUGGCAGAAGACAGGCACUUAUUUAGAGUUAAAUUAAAAGGCAUCUGGUUAGCUGUUGUAUGUUAUCAUUAUGUCUGGUAGUGUUCUUCACACACUGUAGUAGAUCAUUUCACAACUGGAAUUUUUGAAUUACUUAGUGUAACAUUUAAGAUGCAUCUUCUUCAAAGCUAUCUCUGCAGAUAAAUGAUUUUGGCAGGCUACUAUUCAUAUUUUUAUUUAUUGUUUGAUGAAUAAAUGUACAAUGUAUUUCUGUAGCCAGACAGAAUCUUAAUGCUUCUGAUUUCAGAAAGUUGUGUAUCUUUAACUUAUUUUAAUAGUUUUAAACCUCAUUAUAAAAGAUGGUCUUCUUCUGCCUCUGAA
Messenger RNA from Amphiprion ocellaris (clown anemonefish), 2922 nucleotides. RefSeq names its product holocytochrome c-type synthase. Gene Ontology annotation, cellular component: mitochondrion. The transcript is spliced from 9 exons. Bases 134 to 1027 code for a protein of 297 amino acids. Gene Ontology annotation, molecular function: holocytochrome-c synthase activity. The record is from RefSeq and is a predicted model, not a curated record. Gene Ontology annotation, biological process: cytochrome c-heme linkage. Lineage: Eukaryota; Metazoa; Chordata; Actinopteri; Pomacentridae.